Messenger RNA from Paramecium tetraurelia, 744 nucleotides. RefSeq lists its product as uncharacterized. The record is from RefSeq and is a predicted model, not a curated record. NCBI's taxonomy places the organism in Eukaryota, Ciliophora, Oligohymenophorea, Peniculida, Parameciidae. The transcript has a single exon.
AUGAUUACUUUUGCUCAGAGAUGGCCACUUGUCCAAUUCAUAAGUCUUAAAAUAAGGAGGCUCUUCAUCUCAAUAACCUACUAUAUUAAAGCUCUUCAAAAUUUUUGUGAGAUUGCUUCAGCCAUUUUUGCAGAACACUAGUAAUAGUAUAAAAUUUAUAUGGAACCUGCUCUACAUAACCAAGCAUCAAUUUAAAAUGUAUAUUAAUUACUUCAUAUGAAUAGCAACUUUUACUAAGACCUUACUUCAAAACGAGUUAAAGAAAGAAGCAUAGGUGAUGCAUACGAUAGAGUACAAUAAUGGAGAUAUUACUUCAGAAAUGGAAUUUAAGAAAAUGGAAUUUUAAAAAAGGUCACUUUAAAAGAGGCUGCUGAUUUAGUCUAGGUUCCUAAAAAGACUUUAGAAGAUUACAUUCAAAUUUUUAAUAAGGCCGCAUUAAUUAUCAAUAUUUAAGAGAUUACAGAAAAAAAGAUGGGAUAUUUAAGAUCAUAUAUGAAAAAAAAUAAAUCCAAAAUUAGAAAAGCUAUGAUUCAGCAAAAACAAUAGAAAUUUGAAGAAAAUCUCAAAAAAUAAAAUUAAGAAGUUUAUGAAAAUACUAAAUCAAAUAAAAACGAAGAUGAAUCAAUAACAUCUCCUUACCCAUACUAAUAAAAUAUUCUAUCUGAAAUUUGUGAUGAUUAGAACGAUUGGGAAUAAUACAGUAAUAAUAUUUUCAAAAUAUUUCCAAAUCCCCACUUUGAUUGA